AUGUCCAUGUCGCAGAUGGCAGUCCUCACGCAUGCCCAACGCAACAUGCUUAAAACAUUUUUGCCUGCUUUUAAAAUUGUUCGUUCAGGGUCAGUAGAAGAGCAGGAAGAAUUCUGGGAGAGUGUUUACUCCCAGUGGUUUGCAACUUGGCCUGAACAUGCUGUGCACUUUGUGGAGAUACUGCACGACCAAGUGUUGUCUGGCCUGCAGCAGGAAUUGCUCGUUGAAGCCACUAGGUGCUGUCGUCGAAUGGCGGGUAAGAAAUGGGCUACUCCAGAACAAGAGGAGUUUCUCCUCAGCUUCAUGUCUGAAUACCGCGAGACUGCUGCGACCAAGGACUAUGACAAUUUUUUCACGCGCAUCUGGGCUUUAUGGUUUGAAAGGUGGCCUGAGGAACACGUUAUCUUCAAAGACAUGCCAGACGAUUAUGUUCGCACCCCGGAUGGCAUCAAGGCUCUGGCGACCGCAGUUGCGACACAUCAGCAACAAUUGGUCACUUUGUAUAGGUGGCAGAUGAACCCUGCACGUCAUGCUCGCUCCAAAGGCGCCAGGGGUGUCCUGAAGUUCGAUACCAUCUUAGGUGGGGGUGUGGAACUCAAAGGGACACAAGCACCACAAAAAAUUGAUAUUUACUCACACGAAUUCUAUGGAGUGAAGGUUAAGCACACUGCAGAUGAUGCAAUCGCAGCAGAAAAUAUCACCAAUAGAGGUCCGAAGCUGAACAAACGACAUGAGAUCACACGGAAAUAUCGCAAGGCAAAAGCAAAGUUUGCAAAAAAGCGCCAGCAGCUGAAGUCUGGGAAGGCAUUAAAAAUUGAUGAUGCCACAAAAGUGAAAGCUAUCCAGCAGCUUGGUCCAAUGCUCGACCGCAUCCUGAAGUAUCUUGCACAUAUUACAGGUGGAUGGAAAUUUACCGUUCUCAUGGGGGGUUGUGAUCCUGGGACAGGUGAAAUGUCAGUGUUCAACUACCACGUUGGCGAACUUCAAAGCGGCGCCCAGUUCAAUCAUGUAUACAAAGACUUCGAUGGAAUGCAGGCUGCCUUUCUAGCGUUCGUGGAAAACACUCUUGCAUUCGAGUCUACCCUACCACAUGAUGAGUCGGCAAUGGAUGAAGACGACGAGUCAUCAUCGAACUGGGACAGCAAUGAAGAUUGUAACAAUGAGCAGGAAAAGAGUGUCGAGGAGGGUAUGAGUCGAGUCAUCAAGGAUGUCCCAUCCUUUGAUACAAGCGGCCUGUAUCAAAUGACUCCCCAACCUGAAGAAAUUCUUGGGGAUAACACAAGCAACUCGCAUACUGCGUGGGGCACCUCUGCCGCUUUUGACCCGAUCAUAGCAGGCACCAUCAAUUUUUCUGCCUUCGAUCCCCACGCCUUCACCAAUAUUGUCGACAAUCCUAAUUUCGAUCCUGGUGCCCUCGAUAAUGCUCGGGGUACGAUAUCUGACUUGUCUCUCGCCAACCUGACAUCUCCAGACAACCGUGAUAGUCCAUAUUUACCUCCGAAUCUACAGGUGGAGGUACUUCUUCCGGCUGUUCAAUCUGCGAAUAGUGAGGAAGAACAGGACAAUGAUCCACUCCUUGACCAGCCAGAGGUCCGUUCUCAUUGUGGAGUGCAUAGACGACGUGUUGAGAGAUCUCCGGCUCCUACACUAUCUAUGGGCCCAUCUACAUUGCCGGACCCUCCGGCAGCGCAUGUGCCUCGUCUCCGCACAUGCAACAAUGUGCCCUUCAACCCACGAGAGCGUGAUAAUGACAUUGGAGUUCCAACACAUCGUGCUUGUCCCGCAGACUCACGGAACAUCCUGCCUCAGAUCGUCUUGCCUCAGCUGAAACCCCUGGAUAUGAAAUGGCAUCAUAAUUUCUGCCUGGGAAGACACAAGCACAAAUCUAGAUCCACUCACUUGGCCACUGUCCAUGUCAGCAUUGAAUGCACUCACUCCAAGCAACAAGAACAUGCUACUGCAAUCAAUGACCUUGAACAACUGCAUGAUGAUCUCCUCACUGACCAAACCGCUCUUGUUGACAGCUGGGCCGAGCCUAAGCUGGGCCAGAACAUCACUACUCAGAGUCGUCUCAUCCAUCUCCUCUCCCUCUUUCUCUUUCUCUUCCUUGCCUUCUUCCCUCCUCUUGCUCUCAUCCGUCUGUUGGGAACAGUGUGGUGGAGCUCUCAUGGUCCUGAGAUCAUCUGCAAACUUCGUCGAACCUGGUUCGAACACGAACUGGACCUCCUGAAUGUGUUUGGUCCAGGGUUCGACCAAAUGGCUGAACUGAACCUAUGGCUCAGUUUGGCAUUCGGAAAAUUUCCCCAAGAACUGGACUGA
Molecule: messenger RNA, 2319 nt
Organism: Suillus discolor
Lineage: Eukaryota; Fungi; Basidiomycota; Agaricomycetes; Boletales; Suillaceae
Exons: 12
Coding region: 1-2319 (772 amino acids)
Source: RefSeq, a predicted model, not a curated record